Messenger RNA from Dermacentor andersoni, 2439 nucleotides. RefSeq lists its product as uncharacterized. The record is from RefSeq and is a predicted model, not a curated record. NCBI's taxonomy places the organism in Eukaryota, Metazoa, Arthropoda, Arachnida, Ixodida, Ixodidae.
CGUGUCAUAUUCGCGGGAGAGAAUGAACGAGGGAGAGCGAAAAGAAAAACCAAGUUUUUCGGGGGUGCUAGCAAGGCGGCCGCCCCGACGACGAAGAUGUUGUGUCACCGGAAUGGGCCAUGUUGUCGCCCUGUGCCGGCUCUAACUAGCACCUAGUACGCGUCGAAUGCACCGAACAGCGGGAAGGACGCGACGCUUAAACAGCGCCCGCCAAGUGACGAACUGACGGCAACGACGAGCGGCGCCGCGGCAAAACAAAACCGCUCGCUCUCCUCGGGCUGUGUGACACGGCAUGCCCGCCGAACUACGCCGCCGCUCUGCUGCGAGACUCCCGAGGUAGGCGAGGAAUCCAUCUUUGCCCUCUUCGCGGUGUGUGUGUGCCGCCGCGGCUGAACUCGCACGGCACAAGGGAAGGAAGCGAUUUCGGCGACGCGCUCGGCCGGCUCUCUCGCUUGCCGCCGGCGCCGAUACCAGUGGGUGACAUUUGCGAAUUGGCGUUCGGCGGCGGCGCGCGACGUAUGCGCCCUAUCAAUCAACCGCUCGUGCACGGUGCCGACGAAAACCUGGUCGCCUCCUCGCCGCAUUCGGACAACGCCGAAGACCAGAGGGGCCGCGAAGCACGAGGGAAGUGCGACCACGACAAGCAGCACCACGUGCGCGCAGCGCUGGCGUUCGACAACGGCGAGCAACACGCCAUGUACGCGCAGAACGGCGAUGCCCUGGACGGCGGCGGGCUGGCCCAGCCGUUGCUCGCCGCUCCGGUGAAGCGACGACGCAGCGAGGACGGCGAGCGCACCAAGAGGGCACGCGGUGCCGACGUCCAGCGCGGCUGCGAGUCCGACGGAGACCUGCCCAGCGUCGGCGCUCAAUCGACGGCGACGGCGCACCAUCACCACCACCACCACCAUCACAAGAAGGCGGCGCCGACCGGCGCCGAUGCGGACCACCAACCGAGCAGCGCAGGGGAUGUGCACGGCGUCUGCACGCUCGAGGAAGGCUCGCUGAAGCUCAAGAUCUCGUUGCACCGGCCGCUCGCUCUGAUACCUGACGGCUUAUCGGCAACGGGAAAGCCCCCCGGCGGUGAUAAAGCGGCAGAUAGCAGCUGGCCGCAGAGCCCCCUGGCCAAGCCCGGCCAUCAGCGGGACGGCGAAGAGGACCUCGCUCACACGACGGUUCCCAACACACAUUCCCCGGCUGCCCAGCCUACCUCGCCCGACGCUGGCAGUGCUGUGCAAAAGGUGGAGGCCGUGUUCCCAUUAGUGGACUCCGAUAGUGUGUAUGACAUGGUCGCUUCGGCUUCCAGUCCUGUUGCGCCGCUCGUAGUGCGAAAGGUGGAGCUUCCUAAGGCGCCCUCGCCACAAGAGGUAGCCUCAGAGUUGUCAACCAAAGAUUCUCUCAGCAUCGAUAUACUCGAUACCUCAACUGCUGUACUGAAUUAUGCUGUCCAAGUGGAAAAGCAGGAAAUAUGUAGCCUGCAAUCCAGGCAUCCUUUAAGCAUCCCUGCAUCAAAGACUGCUCUUUUCACUCCAGCCGCAACUGCCACUUCAAAGGUACCAUCAUCCGAACCAAACACUGACCUUUCGCCGGGUAUCAGGACACCCGGCAACCAUGCUAUUCCCAAAGAGCUUUUGCCUACAAUAGACACUUGUGCGCGUGAACACAGUGCAAUUGGAGGCCGUACUCGUAAGAACACCACUCCUGGUCACUAUGUAGCCUACCAGGCACCACACAACAGAAGGCGGCUUAUUCAGGACACUUCAAAGCUGAGAAGCAAGAUGAGAAGUCCCAUAGACUUCCCUGCGCCACAAUCUUUUGAGAACAGGAAAUCUCCACAAAGUUUCCACCAUGUGCAUGUGUCUGUUGGUCAAAAUGGUGGUCGAGGCUUUGUUAACCACAACUCAAUCCUGGACCACCCAAGUGUGCAUGCAAGAAUGUUCCCUCCGGGAGCGACACCUGCCAGGCUAGCUGCACUGCUCACAACGAGAAUGCCGCAAGAACAUUCCGCAGCGAAGCCGUCUGCAGUGCAGAGCAAAGCAGGCACGUCUUCAGAUGAGCAUCAACCGCUGGACCUUUCAAGGGCUGUAAACAAGCCCACACUGCCCAAGAUGUCGUGCUUAGCUCAAACUACGAGCAACUAUGUGCCACCCAUUAUGAUGUUCUAUAUGAGAUCUGGUAGCAGGCAGAGACUGGAAGGCAUCGUAAAAAAGCUAUGGGAAAAACGCAACAUCCCAGUUCGAGGCAGGCCUCGUCCUUAGCAUAAGUCUCUGUACAAGAACAUGCGACAGAGACAGUGUUUUGUGAAUUGGAGUGUUCUGACUGCUGGAACUACGGUUGAGUGCAGCUGUAAAUGGUGUUUUUGUAGAUCACAAUGUUUGUGUUCGAAAUGGGGAGGGCGGGGACAUCUUGUUACUUUGUAUUAAAAAAAAGUGUGUAGCAGUA